Molecule: messenger RNA, 1146 nt
Organism: Phytophthora sojae
Lineage: Eukaryota; Oomycota; Peronosporomycetes; Peronosporales; Peronosporaceae
Exons: 1
Coding region: 1-1146 (381 amino acids)
Source: RefSeq, a predicted model, not a curated record
AUGAUGAAUCCUACGGCGAGUAGCUUGGCGCGCGCAACAGCAGCUGAAGCUCGCAAGGCCUUGUUGAAAAGUAGCGCGGCCAAAAAGUCCCCCACUCGCAAGUCGAUAAGGGCUAAAACGGCAGCUAAGCCACGUGUACCAGCUGCAAGCGUCCAAGUUGACAAUUCGGUUUCUGCACCUCCGGCUCCCGCUGGAACUGACGAUGGAGAUGACGGUGAACGAAAUGUGAAGCGGCGACUCAACGCAACCGAUGCUGAGGCUGCAAGUAGACGGUUGUAUGAAGACGCCAAGGAGGCCAGGCAGAGAAAAGAUGCCCGGCGUGCUGAGUUGCAAGAAACGUAUACCUUUGCUCCGCAAGUAAACAACAAUUUCAAGCGACGCACAAACCCUGGAGAAGCCGAAGAGCUGAAUCAAGACCACUUUACUCGGCUGCAUGCCCAAGCAAAAGAGCUGUUGGAGAAGAAGCGCGAGCUUCAGCAGCAGCAUGAACGAGAUGGGUGUACGUUUGCUCCGUCAAUUUCUGCGCGAGCCAAGCGCUUGGCGCGAACGAACUCGGGCCCGCGAUACGAAAAUCUCUACAAGCAUGCCCAAGAAAUGAAGCAAAAGCGCGAGGAGAAACUCUUGGAGAAAGCCAGGACCACGGAGGAACAAUGCCCCUUUAAACCCAAGAUCACUGCCUCCAAGUCGCCAGUGAAGACAAAACCCCUGUACGACUCGGAGCGCGAAAGACAGAAGCGCCUUGCUCUCGAGCAGAAAAAGAUCGAAGCAGAAAUGACCGAGUGCACUUUCAAGCCGAAGGUGUCUGCGAAACGUAUGAAAUCCAAAGCCGAUGAACCAGCAGAUGCGGCGGGCGAUGCUGCCGUCGAUGCUAACCCUUACAAGCGUCUCUAUCAAGCGAGCAUCGACCGCACGGAACGGCUUCAGAAGCUCCGCCAGGAGCGCGAUGAAGAAGAGAAGGCGCAAGCACCCUUCCAGCCCAAGAUCACUGCACGGUCGCGGGCUCUUAAAGCUGAGGCGCAGGCGAAGGAGCCUUUCCACAAGAGACUGUACAACAAGGACUAUAUGAAGAAGCUGGACCAUGAACGGGAGCAGCGACGUCUUGAGGAAGAGCAGCAGUUCACGUUCAAGGUAAGGAGCAUGCUAUGA